AUGCGAUUACCAAACAAUAUUAAAUUAUUAGAAAAAAAUUCAAUUUUCUCGCCCCAAAUCGCGACAAGCCAAGUAAGACCUAAUAUUGAAGAUAUAGUUGUUGGUUUCAAGGAUGUGCUUGGAGGAGUGGAAAAUGUUGAUGCGACGCUGCAAGAGUGGAGAAUUCUAUCUCUUCAGCAAUGGAAAAAAACCAAAACAGCUGACGAGUUUUGGGGAGAAGUGUUGUCAUACAAAAAUGCUUGUGGCGACGCAGCUUUCUUUAAUUUAACAAAACUUGCCACGGCUAUUUUAAGUUUGCCAUUUUCUAAUGCUGCUGUAGAACGGGCGUUUUCUAUGAUGAACAUCGUCAAAAAUAAAUUGCGAAACAGAAUGCUCACGAAAACCGCAGACCAUAUAAUGAGAGUGAGAAGUGCCUUACAAGACCGCGGCGGGUGCACAAAGUUUGAGCCAAGCACUACAAUGUUGACUUUAUUUAACUCUGAAAAUGUGUAUCAAACAGGAGAUGAAGAGAAUGUUAAUCAAGUACUUGCUAUUUUUAAUGAAGAUUAA
Molecule: messenger RNA, 549 nt
Organism: Parnassius apollo (apollo)
Lineage: Eukaryota; Metazoa; Arthropoda; Insecta; Lepidoptera; Papilionidae
Source: the annotation of a GenBank genome assembly